GUUGACGAACCCUCCCAUCUCUUUCUCUCUAAAACCCUCACUGCCUAGCCUGCUUACUCUCAUGGAUUUGUGAAUCCGCUAUCCAGUCAGUCCACUAAACUACAAAAAGAUAAAAGUGAAGUUACUGCUACUCCAAGAGGAAGCGGGAAGCUGGUGUGCCCAGAGAAGACCAACACACCCAUUGGAAGAACAAGAAAACUCCACAUUGUACAGUGAAUCUGACAUGCUAACCAGAGGACAUGGAGUAUAUGUAAUAUAUCUAAUAUCCUGCAGUAAAAUGCCAUUGCGACUUGAACAACAGUGAUUGGAAUUGGAAGAUGUCUCUUGGGUCGUCCUACAAAGACGAGAUGUUCACUGGUAACUCCACUUUGCCAUACCUCUCCAACUUCAGCCUGCCAGACAAGGCGGGGACAAGCAAACCUGAAGCAUGUGAGCAACUCCACAUCGCUGUGGAGGUCUUUCUGACUUUGGGGAUCAUCUCCUUGUUAGAGAACAUCGUGGUUAUCACAGCCAUAGUAAAGAACAAAAACCUUCAUUCACCCAUGUACUUUUUCAUCUGCAGUUUGGCGGUCGCUGACAUGUUGGUGAGUUUGUCCAAUGCCUGGGAAACUGUCGUCAUUUACCUGCUCAACAACAGACAGCUGGUGGUGGAGGAGAACUUCAUCCGCCACAUGGACAACAUUUUUGAUUCCAUGAUUUGCAUCUCUGUGGUUGCAUCAAUGUGGAGUCUGGUGGCCAUCGCUGUGGACAGGUAUAUUACUAUUUUCUAUGCACUGAGAUACUACAACAUCAUGACAGUGAGGCGAGCCAGCUGCAUUAUUGGGGGAAUCUGGACCUUCUGCACAGGCUGUGGGAUUAUCUUUAUCAUCUACUCCGACACCACUUCUGUCAUCAUCUGUCUGGUGGCCAUGUUCUUCACCAUGCUGCUCAUAAUGGCAUCCCUUUACAGCCACAUGUUCAUGCUGGCCCGUUCGCAUGUCAAGCGCAUUGCUGCCCUGUCAGGUUGCAACCCCAUCCAUCAGCAGACCAGCAUGAAGGGCGCCAUCACACUGACAAUUCUCCUAGGGAUCUUCAUCGUCUGCUGGGCUCCCUUCUUCCUCCAUCUCAUCCUUAUGAUAUCCUGUCCACGGAACCUCUACUGUGGGUGCUUCAUGUCCCACUUUAACAUGUACCUAAUCCUCAUCAUGUGCAAUUCUGUCAUUGACCCGUUAAUCUAUGCCUUUAGGAGUCAGGAAAUGCGGAAAACCUUUAAGGAGAUGUUUUUUUUUUUUUUUCACCAAAGGAAUUGCUAUCCUAGCGUCUGUGCUCUGACUGGUCUUGUUUGCUGUCUGGUUUUGGUGUUCCCAUUCAGCUGACUUGUUGUGAAUGGGCACAUCAUCCUGUGCCCACCCGAUUACAG
Syngnathoides biaculeatus (alligator pipefish) is the source of this 1399-nucleotide messenger RNA. Its product is annotated as melanocortin receptor 5-like. Gene Ontology annotation, molecular function: melanocortin receptor activity. The transcript has 7 exons. Lineage: Eukaryota; Metazoa; Chordata; Actinopteri; Syngnathiformes; Syngnathidae. Gene Ontology annotation, cellular component: membrane. The record is from RefSeq and is a predicted model, not a curated record. Gene Ontology annotation, biological process: G protein-coupled receptor signaling pathway. The coding region runs from base 318 to 1355 and encodes 345 amino acids.